Molecule: messenger RNA, 10745 nt
Organism: Epinephelus moara (kelp grouper)
Lineage: Eukaryota; Metazoa; Chordata; Actinopteri; Perciformes; Serranidae
Gene: mtm1
Product: myotubularin 1
Exons: 16
Coding region: 109-1932 (607 amino acids)
Biological process (GO): muscle cell cellular homeostasis; dephosphorylation; mitochondrion distribution
Cellular component (GO): plasma membrane
Molecular function (GO): phosphatidylinositol-3,5-bisphosphate 3-phosphatase activity
Source: RefSeq, a predicted model, not a curated record
CGGCACGUGACGUAGGGUAAGUUCCUGCUGUGGCUUGAGGGAAACAGAUCGACAUUGAGCCACGGGAGAAUCGCACUUUGCGGCCUGUGGAAGCCCCCUCCCUGAGCAAUGGCCUCACCAGUCUCAGUCUACAACUCCAACGCCUUGGACACACACAUCUCCAGUACCUCCAGAGAGUCUCUAAAGAUGGAGUUGUUAGCUGACGUAUCUUUGCUGCCAGGGGAGGAGAGAAUUAUAGAUAAAGACAUCAUCUACAUCUGUCCAUACAGUGGAGCUGUGAAAGGCAAAGUGUUGAUCACCAACUACAGACUCUACUUUAAGAGCUCAGAUGCUGAUGUGGCGCUGGCGCUGGACGUUCCUUUGGGUGCCAUCAGUCGGGUGGAGAAGAUGGGUGGGGCAUCAAGCAGAGGAGAAAACUCUUAUGGCCUGGAUAUCACCUGCAAGGACAUGAGGAACUUGAGGUUUGCCUUGAAGCAGGAAGGUCACAGCAGAAGAGAUAUCUUCGAGCUCCUCUUCAAAUAUGCCUUCCCUCUCUCACAUAGUCUGCCACUGUUUGCAUAUGUGACUCAGGAGAAGUACGGCGAGAACGGCUGGGACAUCUACAAACCCGUAGAGGAGUUCAGACGGCAGGGCUUACCUAAUAGCAAGUGGCGUAUAACGUUCAUCAAUAAGAAUUAUGAUCUGUGUGACACCUACCCCACUGUGUUGACUGUACCCUUUAAAAGUAAAGAGGAGGACCUCAGAAGAGUGGCUGCCUUCAGGUCAAGAGGACGCAUACCGGUUUUGUCAUGGAUCCACAGAGAGAACCAGGCGGUGAUCGUCCGCUGCAGUCAGCCUCUGGUUGGUAUGUCUGGUAAAAGAAACAAGGAUGACGAGCGCUACCUGGAUCUUAUCAGGGAGGCAAAUGACACUGCCAAGCUCACCAUCUACGAUGCUCGGCCUAGCGUCAAUGCUGUGGCCAACAAGGCCACAGGAGGAGGCUAUGAGGGUGACGAGUACCAAAACGCAGAGCUCAUCUUCCUGGACAUUCAGAAUAUCCACGUCAUGAGAGAAUCCCUAAAGAAACUCAAGGACAUCGUCUACCCAAAUGUGGAGGAAUCUCAUUGGCUGUCCAGUCUAGAGUCGACACACUGGCUAGAACAUAUUAAGCUGGUGUUGUCAGGAGCCAUCCAAGUAGCAGACAAGGUUUCCAGUGGGAACUCAGUGGUGGUUCACUGCAGUGACGGCUGGGACCGGACUGCCCAGCUCACCUCUUUGGCCAUGCUGAUGCUGGACAGUCACUACCGCACUCUCAGAGGCUUCCAGGUGCUGAUUGAGAAGGAAUGGAUCAGCUUUGGGCACAAGUUUGCCUCGAGGAUAGGUCAUGGUGAUAAGAACCAUGCAGAUCAGGACAGAUCACCCAUCUUUGUUCAGUUCAUCGACUGUGUAUGGCAGAUGACUAAACAGUUUCCUACAGCCUUUGAGUUUAACGAGCGCCUCCUGCUGACAAUCCUGGAUCACCUCUACAGCUGUUGUUUUGGGACUUUCCUCUACAACUGUGAGAGUGCACGAGACCAGCAUGAGGUGCGGACGAAGACGGUGUCUCUGUGGUCUCUGGUCAACAGUAAGAUGGAAAUGUAUUUAAACCCUUUCUACACCCCGGAGUCCGGAAGGGUCCUUUACCCCGUUGCCAGCAUGCGCCACCUAGAGCUGUGGGUAACAUACUACAUCCGCUGGAACCCACGCAUACGACAACAGCAGCAGAGUCCAGUGGAGCAGCGCUACAAGGAGCUGUUGGCCCUCAGAGACGAGUACUUGAAGAAGCUGGAGGAGCUGCAGCUGUCUGAUUCCUCCCCUUCCUCCCGUCUGGCUAACAUCCCCACCCCCAACACCUCCUCCUCCACCUCCUCCACACCACCACAGCAAUACACACAGCUACACACUCCCCUCUGAGGGCUGCUUACAUACGCACACACAUACACAAACACAGAUAAACUUGUUGACUUGCACUUAUGUCCUCUUCACUCUGAUUUCUGUCAGUCUCUCACACACGCAGGGAAUUAAUUAGUAUUGUGCAGUCCUAACUGUUGAUAACAGAGAAUGCUAAUAAGAUUUAGAUUUGAUGGGUAAUUCUAACACCAUAGUGGUGAUGAUGGUGAUUUAUGCAAUAUGUCACAGUACAGCCUUGUCAGACUUUUCUACACACACACUCAUCAUACAGGGAAGCCUUAAAGACAUUCAGUGGCUUUCAGUCCAAGGGCUUGAGCACACAGGACACACAGCGGAUGUGCAGAGGCAUUCACACAGGCAGCAAAACUCAGCCAUGUUAUGUGUUUUCUCUGAACGUCAUACUCUGAUUUGACAGAAACACACCAGGAAAUCUGUUUGUGGUUUUUUCUAAUCGCCAUAGAACCACAUACAUCUGCUAUAGGUAGAUCCUGUUACUCCCACUCUUUUUGCUAAGCGAGGCUAACCAUGUCGUUGACCUAUCACAUCAAACUGAUGUUGAUAUUCUCAUCCAUCUAGUUGAGUGUUAAAGUUCAUUUUUAACCAUGGAAAGAAAUUUUAACUCAGGGUCUCAGCUUUCAAAUGAAGUUAACGGGUAAGUUUGGUAUUUUUAAACCUGGACCCUAUUUUCCCAUGUUUUUGUGUCUAAGUGAUUAAUUGGAAGAGCAAUUUUUGGAAUUGGUCAAGACAGGCUGCAAUAUAACCAUUCAGGGCAUGGUUGCACUGUCAAUUUACAUCCACUAAAAGUGUUUGUUUUGCCACUGACAGGCUCAGAUUAUUAUUCCGUGUGUCUGACAACAUUAUGGAAAGGAUCCCUACAGAGAUAGACCUUUUGUUAAAGAGUAAGAUCCCUUUUUGUGAAACUUGAAACAGCCCUGAAAUCACUGUUGUCAAAGUCACCAGACUCCAUUUAAACAAAAAGUAAUUUUAUCACCGUAAAAUACACUCCAUUCAAAGUUGACAGAAACAAAAUAAAACUCAAAAAACCUAUCUUAGUUCCUUUUGUCACUGUUACAACAAUCACCAGCUCUGGUUUGGUUGAAAUAAAUCCUUAAAAAAUAUGCUGGCUCAAUACACACUAAAAUUACUGUUAAUUUAAAUGGAGUCUGGUGAGUUUGGCGAUUGCGAUUUUCGGGGUCGUUCUGGUUAAACAAAGUGACCAUUACUCUUUAACAAAAAGGUUUAUCUCUGUAGGAAUCCGUUCCAUAAAUUGUCAGACACAAUAAUAAUCUGAGCCUGACAGUUGCAAAAACAAGCGCUUGUAGUGGAUGCAAAUUGACAGUUUGGGCGAUGGCGAUUUCUGGGCUGUUUCUGCUUAAACAAAAAGGAUCUCUCUGUCUAAAAAAAGGUCUACCUCUGUAGGAAUUCUUUCCAUAAAUUGACAGACAGUGGCAAAAACAAGCACUUUCACAGGAUGAAACGGUGCACACAUGCAUCAAGUGGUUACAUUGUUGCCUGUUUCCCUGCUGCCUGGCUGCAGCACCUUCACGCAAUAUUGGACAUCACUCGGACACAAAAACAUGGGAAAAUAGGAUCCAGGUUGAAAAAUAUCAAACUUAUCCUUCAUGCAAACUCCACUCACUGAUGAAAGACCCUGUGAUGCUGUUAUUAUUUUGCCAAGCAGCAACAAACAUGUUUAUGUGUUAAAAUUUAAAGAGGUAAAGAGAGUAAAGCGUAAGAUUGCCCAUAGUUUGCCCAAUCAUGAGAAAAAUAGAGGCAAGACAUGUCCUUGCAACAUAUUUCAUAUUUGGAUGUCAGAAUGCUGCUAGGUGAAACUUUUGUCUUUGUGAGGUGGGCUCCUGCCCGCGUCCUGCUACACAAGCGUGGGUGUCCUGUGUGAACAAAGCGAAAUGCUAAUCAAGAUGUUGUACAAUUCUCACAUCUCACACUUCUUCCUACUUGCUGCACUGCUACUGCGUGUUGCCCUUUCCCUCGAGGAAUUGAUAAGAAGUGCUGUAGAGCUCGUGCAGCGAAUUGGGAGGCUUUGAGCUUCUACAGUGGAUGUGACUGUACGUCUCCAGCUAAGUGUAUAUAUCAGGUGUGUCAGAUUUGGAUGGAGUGAUGUGGAAUUUGUUGCUUAACAUCUAAGGGUGAAAGCUUGAGUUGUCUCUGUCACGUGUGGUUUGACAUUGCUAUCAGCUACGCUCACCGAAGCAGUAUGUUCCAGCACUUUCUAAGCUAUGGCGCUGAUAGUAAAUGCAGUUCUAGCCUACAGGCAGAGUUCGGUUAGAAUGAAUCAGUGAUUUACUUUGAUGAAUGCAGCUUUGAUAUGGUUUGAAAUAUAUUUUAGGUGCUCAAGAUAGUCGAGGGAAAUGAAGUGGUGCUGGCCUCUGAUCCUGGAUCACUUCUUGUGCUUCAAUGUUGUCACUAAACACAGACCCUGGAUGGAGAAACCAGCCCAGGUCCAUGAUAGCCUUACCAUGCCAAGAUGUUUGUAACCAGCACACAGAAAUACCAAUUAGCUCUCGCUCCCCUUUAAAUACACUUUUUGUAGACCUGACUGUUUCUAGUUAUUCUAUCCACCCCCACUGUAAAGUCUCAUGUGAACACUCACAUGUGAUCUCAUAAAACAUGUGCCUUUUGGACAGGAGUGUUUUUUCGUCCCACAUUUAAGUUGGAUAUCAUGUGCCUCAGUUUUUACAUUAGAAAGGAAACUUUAAGUCAAUGAAUGAAAUAUUGUUUGCCAGAAUACACCUUUGUGUAGCAUAUUGACUAUUGGUCUCCUCAAACAUCAGCAUGGGAAUUGAUGCAUAACAUGUUAUAACUGAUCAAUACGAUAGGAAAAGCUAUAAAAAAAGGUGAAGUCGUAAAGGUAGAGGAACUACUCUUGAUUUUUACAGAGAGUAACUUCUGGCAAAUGUAAUGUUCAUGUUGGAAAUUUAAUGGAAGAUCAUUUCUAGCAGAAAAAGAAAAUGGAUGCAAUGUUGGAAUGACAAAAAAUAGAAAUAUUGAUUAUUAUAGGGUACCAGGUUUAAAUUAUGACAAAAGUAAUUCAUGAGUCUUUUUUGUAUCUCAUGCUAUCUUGUAAUUUUGAUUCACGGUCUCAAAAGUAUGAUGUAGUGUCUCAUAAAUCUGACUUUAAGGUACACCUUGACUUUUAAGUUGCAAAAAAUGACUUAAAGUCAAAAUCAUGACUAAUCUCAUGAUUAUGACUUAAAGGGUAACUUUGGUAUUUUUCAUCCUGGACUCUGUUUUUGCAUGUAUUUGUCUCUAAGUGACUCAUGGGAGCAACAUUUUUUGAAAUACUUUACAGUAUUAAGUAAGAACACUGUAGUCAGCAGCAGUGAAACAUGCUGCAGUGUAACCACCCUUGCCUUGUUCUCACUGUCAGUUUACAAAAUUAAAAGUGCUUGUUUUAUGUCACUUACAGGCUCAGAUUGCGUCAUUGUUUCUGACAACAUUAUCCCUACAGAGAUAGAGCUUUUUGAACUUUUUUGUUUUACAUAGACAGACCCAAAUUUGCCAUUGCCAGAUACUUACUGUCAGUGGCAAAAGCAAGCACUUUCAGUGGAUGUAAAUUGGCAGUUUGGGCAAAGGCGAUUUUUUUUUUUUGGCUGUUUCUGGUUAAACCCAAUGAACCUUACUCAUUACAAAAAUGCCUAUCUCUGUAGGGAUCUGUUCAAUAAAUUGUCAGACACAAUAAUAACCUGAACCUGACUGUGGCAAAAACAAGCGCUUGUUGUGGAUGCAAAUUGACUGGUUUGGUGAUGGUGAUUUCUGGGCUUUUUUUGCUUAAACAAAAAGGAUCUUACUCUCUAAUAAAAAGGACUAUCUCUGUAGGGAUCAUUUUUAUACAUUUUCAUAGGAAUAUGGGAAAAUAGGUUCAGGUAAAAAAAAAAAUAACGAAGUUACCCUUUGAUACCUCAUCAUUUUGACUUACCUUGAGUAUUUUUAUUUAUAAUUUCACUUUUUUCCUGACUCAAAAGAGCUUUUAUUUAAUUCCCCAAAAAGAACACAUCGCAUCCAACCUGUCCAAAAAGCACAUUGUUUAAUAGUUGUCUCUUUGGGUUCUGGGGCUGUCAUGGAACCGGUGCAUACAGAGCAGUGUGCAGAGUCAAACUCAGGACAUCACAUGGACAACAGUGUGUGGGGGGUUUAAAGAGGGAUGUUGGAAACAGAAUCAAACUGCCUGAUAUGAGGAUUUUGCUGCUAACUCCAAGGGCUCCCAUUUUGGUUAGUUUAAAAACAGCUGACACAAACUUGGACAGCAGAAUAAUGGCCAGCAUGCUGGUAACACGUCUGUCAAAGAUAUAUGUACUGUAUCAUUCAGUCUGUCAAGAUGAUGACAGGGAUGUUUAUUACAAUCACUCUUGAGUUUAAGUUCUCUGCCACCAUAUUUGUUCUCAGUCUGGUAGUCCUCAGUCUCUGGCACUUUAUUCCAACAUGGGCCACUUAAUAAAUAACUGGGGCUUGAUUACUGGAAUACUGUAAGUUGAGGAUUUGAGUGUGAUACUGCGUGUUGCCAGGACAUGAUAAUCCCUCCGAGAGAAAAUGAAUAACUUGUCUAAUGCUGAUGUGUUGUUUUGGCAAUGCCAGCUGUGGGGUCCAUCACUGAAAGCAACAAUAAAACCAAUGGAUAGCUAUUAAGAGGAGUUCCAGACCUGGUCCUGGUCGCAGUUUAGCUUUAACACUGCAACAAUCUUGUGCUCUGGCUCCAUACCCAAGCGAAGCCGCUCAGAACUAAUACAGGGUAGAUACACCUGGAAGUCUACUUGGACCACCACUGUAGAUCAUGUCCACCUGGCACUAUUUUUGUAACAUUUCAUAAAAACCUCCUUCACAAAUGAAUGUUAUGCUUCAAUACCCCAGAAGUUCUGGGGUAUUGGCAGUCUGUCUGAAUGGGUUAUGGCACAUCAGCUGACCCUUCUCCUGACUUGGGUUGAACACUGGUUGAACAUUGGUGUUUGGAUGUUUCUUACCAAAUCUCUCUUGUUGUAGUCAUCUCCACUUUGUAUGAUGUACACAGGACAUAGAGUAGCCACGUUUCCACCAAACUCUCUCGGUAUAGUACCCUUAGAACUCGUACAUAACCCAUACAUGCAUGUACCUAAACCCUAGAUCUGUUUUGUGUUUCCACAGCAGACAGUACUCUUAAAUGUAGCAGGGUUGUUACCAGAUGGUGAUUGACACAGCUUGAUCACUGCUCCAUCCAGCCACUCCACUUACUGUAUUUUCUCUUUACUAACGAUGCAGAGGAAGGUCUGCACCUCACUGAUUGUGCGCCAGCAUUUUCAGAACGAAAAAGAAUAGGCUGGAGUGCUUAAAGUCUCUGUCGUAAAUAGUGGGUUUGUGCAUUGAGUCCUUGUCGAGCAAGGGUAACAAUUGUCUCUUGACCAGUAAACGGACUACAGUGUUUCUAGCUGCGCUUUUUGGUAUCGGAUCAAUCUGUGAGGUACCUGAGCAGAGAGGUAACAAAAAAAACAUGACGUAAUGGAACGGUCCUUUUGGAACCAUCCACAACUUUUGACAAUGGGAAUGCAAAAAUAACCGUUCUAAUGUAUAACGAACUGAACUGAACUGAACCAGAAUGCUUGGUGGAAACGAGGCUAAUAGUAUUUUACCUCUGGGACCCUUAAUGCCCAAAGUAUUUCCUCCCAAUUUGCUUUUCUACAGCAUCAUCAAGUCCUAAAUAAGCAGAGAGGAAUUUUAGUUAAGGAGGUUCAGAAAAAGCCAGCUCAGACUCCAAUUUCCCUCACAUUGUUUUGUUCAACUCAUAGGGUUUUAGCAAGUCAGAAGCAAUGAACAGUGGUGAUAGUUUCAAUUGUGAAUGAGGUGCAAUAAGUCAUUUUGCUAAGUGUGUCAGGUCAUGUCCAGAUUUGUGCCUUGAUUCUUGUGAGAAUCACCUUCACCUCUUAAGGGAAAACACACUCUAGCUAUCCUGGGUCAUGUUUGAGAUUGACUGCUCUGGGUUCCAAAGGAAGAAAGCUCUGUAUGAUUUUGAAGGAUGUCAUGCUGUUGUUUAUGGAUCUGUGCCAGUUUGAAGUGGGAGGAAGUGGGCGGGCAAUGCAGGCAUUCCUCCAGCAACUACAGAUUGCAGAGGACAGGCCAAGGUACCUUUCCCUGUGUUAAAGAAAGCCUUUGUUUAUCUCCUCCAAAUCCUACACUGUGUGACUCUGCAAUAGAUCACAUAGUAGCAAGAAAAACUACAACUUUUCUGGUUGAACUUUAAGGGACCCUGUUGGCCAACUGUAGUUAAGAUUGUUUCCUCAGUGCAUUUAUUACAGAGAUACAGAAGGUCCAAGGCAUAUUCAGCUUAGUGCAAAUCUUCUGUCUGAACUGAAGAUAUGUUUUCCAAAGCUGCCUUACUGAUGAGGAUAUUUUGAGCUUGCAAGCCAGUUACCAGUCCAUCCAAGAGCCAUCUUGGCUUUAUUAAAAACUCAACUGUGCCCAAACCUGCUUUGAGGACAAAAAAUAAGGACCCAAAGCUAUAUUUCAAUUGCUACUGGUCCUCAGCUUGCCAGGUAGAGUUGCUACAAUGUUGUCAGGAUACCAGUCUUAAACUUAGCUUCAAUACUAGUAUAGAAAAAAAUGAUACUUAUUAGCUCUUUUGAUACCAUGGCAAAAAGAAAGAAGUCUUUAGCACACAAAAUAGGAUUUUUUUUUUUUUUUUUAAUGAACAACUUGCACAAAAUGCUGAUACAGAGAAAGUCACUUUAGACAUACCAACAAGUUUGUAAUAAUGCUAAUAAUUAUGACAAUUGAAAUCUGAUUGUAGAUCUGUUUUUAAGAGCUUAGUGAUACUAUCAAAUAAAUAAUUAAUGGGUAUCAUAUAGUUUUAAACACUUGGUAUGGAAAAAGCAUUGAUACUUUUGACCACCUUAAUUGGGACACUGACUGAGUCUUUUCCCUCUGGCAACUCUGCCUCAGCUUUAUGUCGUUAUCUCCUUCUGCUGUUCUACCAGGGGUCCUUGAAGGAGUACCAGGGAGUUCUUAAAAAAUGAUAAAUAGUUUAUUAUCAUUAUUUAAUUCACAAUAAAAGUGAGCCCAAAUUGAGUAAAAGUCAGGAGAAUGACUAUUCUGAUUGGUUAUCUACUCAACUGUAGUUGACAACUAUAGAGUAUUUUCAGAUGGAGGUCCCUGAAGGAAACUCUUAACAAAUGGAGGUCCGUGACUUAUGUGUAUCAAUUUCAAGAAGGUCAAGGACCACUGAUCUAAAGAAUAUAACCAAUCAAAUUUUAACAAAUGGCAGUAGUACAGUACAAUCCGAUUCAACACUGAAAUUACCUAAGAGCACAUUUUAGUGAAACUGUAUCAUUAAAUUGUAAAGAUAUGAUUGUUCCACCCUGUAAAGGUACAUUUCCUAACCAUGCUAGGAGGCACAGGGUUCUCUGUUGAAUUUCAAAACCUUAACAGUGAGCUUGAAAAAACAGUGGUGUAGUGGGGGGGUUUACCCACCAUGUUUUCUGGCCCUUUACAGUAUACUCAUCCAUCAGCCAAAGACCCAUUGGAAUACAUAGUAUAUCCAUUUCCUCCUUAGUAACCUACCCAUUUGCCCAGUAGUACACACAUCUCAUCAACUACCACUACACCACUGUCAAGGAACAUCUGUUGUUCUGGUUAUACUUAAGGCGCACUCAACACUGUAUGGACCUUUGAAACUGAGGUAUCUCGGCAAGAGGUUUUUAUGUUUCAUUUGCCCAUGCCAAAAAUCAUGCCACCAGCACAAAUAGGUUCCAAUCAACGAUUUUGAUUUUGGAUGUGUACACAUGUAAUUCUGAGGAUUGGCCAGCAGAUGUCACCAAAGCUUUGCUGUUGUUACACUCAUUGAUUUGAUGUAGUUAAGCCUAAUGAUGGCAGAAACAGACUGACAAAAUUAAGUACUGAAGUUUCAAGAGAGAAUGUGACUUUGGUUACCUGCAAGUAUGUUAAAUCUCAAACAUGACCUUUUCUGUCUGGAUGGGUCUGGGUGGGCAGAUAAGAGAGAGCAACCUGAUUCCUGUGUUCACAGAGAGGUGAAUUAACAUAGGUUCUACCAAAUGGAUACUUAUGACAAGUCAUCUAAGAAAGGUCUGAUCUCAUUGAGGAGGUUUGUAGGUAACAACACAGAUGAGGUGAAAGCAACAUAAAGUGUGCAUUGGUCGGGUGGUUGUGUUUUUAGGGAAAAACAGAUGAAAAUCUAUUUUUAUUAUUUUUUACUUUGUACAAGCACCAUGAUGUAAUUACCUCAAUCAAAACCUAUUUUACUGUCUAAAGUUCUAUUGUUGUAAAAUACAAUUAUUUUAUGUAGUGUAAAAUCUUACAGUUUUAUAAAAAGGAAAGUAAUGUUGGUUCAGAAAUUGUUGGUAUAAAUUGUGGAUUUCUGCUCCAUUGGUUAAAUUUUGUUUGUUUUAUUUUUGAGGGCAUUUCUUUGGUUUGUACUUGCUAACCCAGGAUGAAUAGACAGAAGCUUCUGGAUACUGUUCACUCGUCACAAACCUUGACAUCUCCCUCUCAGUUCUCUGAUGGAUCUUUAGCUUUUCAAUUCACUAUGGCUCUUUGUUGAUGAAGCUGAGAAGUACUCUGUCAUUGUUCAUUUCAAAUGUAAUCUUUCAUUAUAGUACGGGGUUGUAGUUUGAGGGGUUUUGUGUCAUAAUAUAGCCUGCUUUUUAAUAAAUACACAUGAAAUGUGUUUCAGGAUCUUUUUGUCAUCAACAAGGGAAAGUGAAAUCAGAAUACAUUUCAAAUGUAUUUCUUUUAAUCAUGUUAUAUCCUCUCCACGGUUUGUUGGAUGGGUCCUGUUAUGUAAAUAUUACUGAUUAAAUUAAUUUAAGGAUUUCUGA